Messenger RNA from Cajanus cajan (pigeon pea), 2423 nucleotides. RefSeq names its product AP2-like ethylene-responsive transcription factor ANT. NCBI's taxonomy places the organism in Eukaryota, Viridiplantae, Streptophyta, Magnoliopsida, Fabales, Fabaceae. Gene Ontology annotation, molecular function: DNA-binding transcription factor activity; DNA binding. The record is from RefSeq and is a predicted model, not a curated record. Gene Ontology annotation, biological process: regulation of DNA-templated transcription.
CUAGCAUUGCAUUGCUUGCUGGAACACAUUCUUUUUGUUUAGUUUAAAGGAACUUGCUUUGUUCCCUCUACAAAUCUGUCCCUUCACAGUUCACACACCCAUUUAUACACAAAACUACUUGCUGUUGCUGGAUUUAUAUACACAGAUAGAUAGAGUUUAGAUUUGGCCUAUUCAGUUCUUCAACUAACAAAAAAGUAUAUAUUUAACAAAACAAAUAUGGGUUCUAUAAGGGGAGGAAAGGCUAGGGUAUAGUCUUGUAGAUAUGGCAUGAUUAUUACUUGGUAGUUCAUCUGUUUUCCAAUGAUUGAGUUGUCUUACCUUAAAUUUGGCUGCAAUAGUGAAGUUGAGUACUCUAGUGAUCCUGAGUCUUCAAGAUGAAGAAUGGCGAUACCAUUAACAUGAUCAACCAUCAAAAUAGUUGGUUAGGUUUCUCCCUCUCCCCACAAAUGAAUAUAGGUCUUCCUUCACACCCUCAUCAGACACAACUUUCAGCUGCUGCUGUUGCUGAAAUAGUUCCACCAAACUUUUACCACCAAACACCUCUUCAUAACUAUGGCCUUUACUAUGGACUCGAAGGAGAACAUGUUGGAAUGUGCUCAUCCUUGCCUAUCACGCCCCUUAAAUCCAAUCCCUCGCUCUAUGGAGUAGAAGCUCUAAGUAGAUCACAAGCACAAGCAAUGCAUCUCAGCUUAGAUAGUAUGCUUUGCAACCAACUGUCGUGGAAUGGACUAAACAAUCCAAGUAACCUAAAUCACGUACAACAGAAUAUCAGCCAGCAACAACUCUCAUACUACUCUACCUUAAGAAACCAUGAUGUGAUUUUAGAAGGGUCCAAACACCAGCUCUCAAAUAUAGCUGAGGAUGAAAUUUCUGGUCUGAAGAGUUGGUACUCAAGGGACUUUCCGACGAGCCAUGCACAGGAGUCAAGGAUUGUUCCUGUGGAGCAUAAUGGAGGUGAAUCUGGAUCCAUUGAAUCAAUGGCAUAUGGGGAUUUACAUUCAUUGAACUUGUCUGUGAGUUCUACCUCACAAUCAAGCUGUGUUACAAGUUCAUAUGCCCACACUGAUACAAAGAAAAGGGGGCUUGAAAUGAUGGACCAAAAUCAGAAGCAAAUAGUUCAUAGGAAAUCCAUAGAUACCUUUGGUCAAAGAACUUCUCAAUAUAGGGGUGUAACAAGGCAUAGGUGGACUGGUAGAUAUGAAGCUCAUCUAUGGGACAACAGCUGCAAGAAAGAGGGGCAAGGCAGGAAAGGAAGGCAAGUUUAUCUAGGGGGUUAUGAUGUGGAGGAAAAAGCUGCAAGAGCUUAUGAUAUGGCCGCACUCAAGUAUUGGGGACCCUCCUCUCAUAUAAAUUUUCCAUUGGAAAAUUAUCAAAAAGAACUUGAGGAAAUGAAGAACAUGACUAGACAAGAAUAUGUUGCUCAUUUACGAAGGAAAAGCAGUGGAUUCUCAAGAGGGGCUUCCAUAUACAGAGGAGUAACAAGGCACCAUCAACAUGGAAGGUGGCAAGCUCGAAUUGGCAGAGUGGCUGGAAACAAAGAUCUAUAUCUUGGAACUUUCAGUACCCAAGAGGAAGCAGCUGAAGCCUACGACAUUGCUGCUAUAAAAUUCCGUGGAGUUAAUGCUGUUACUAACUUUGAUAUAACAAGAUAUGACGUAGAAAAAAUUAUGGCAAGCAAUAACCUUCUUAGCAGUGAACAAGCCAAGAGGAACAAAGAGAUGGAGGAUGAAACUAGAAACGAGGCUAUUGUUAAUCAAAAACCUUCUACAUAUGAGCAAACCGAAGAAAGCGUUCUAAUGCAGAAAAGUUGUGAAAGCCAAUCAGAGUGGAAGAUGGUUCUCUAUAGAUCCUCCCAACAACAGUAUGAUCACAAUAUUCUACCAAGAAUUGAGAGUUGUAGAACGCAACCCUUUUCAAUGGCUUUUGGUGACAUAUUUCAUCAAGAAGUAGAGGAAUUGAGUAACAUGGGAACACACUUGUCAAAUCCUUCUUCUAUGGUGACAAGCUUGAGUAGCUCAAGAGAAGAGAGCCCAGAUAAGACAAGCAUGCCAAUGCUCUUUGGAAUGCCUUCAACAGUGUCUAAAUUGUUGACUAACACUCCAACAAGUAACGUGGAUUCUUGGGAUCUAUCUUCCAAUCACAGGCCUGCGCUUUCUUUGCCUCAGAUGCCAAUUUUUGCUGCUUGGACUGAUGCAUAAUCAUAUCCUAUGUUAGUUUCCUCUAUCAAAAUGGCAGAAGCUUGUUUUGCAUGCAUGUUAACUGUUACAUUAAACAUUUUGCUCGUACGAUGAGAACAAACUCCUAAGAUUUAUAUCCUAGUCAAUUCGCGUAUCAUCAAUUUAUCUGUGUUAGAAUCUUGUUAUCUAAAAGUAAUUUGAACCUUAACUAAUUCUAAUCAUGUUAAGUUAUUUGUAUAAAUUUUU